Molecule: messenger RNA, 1131 nt
Organism: Penicillium lagena
Lineage: Eukaryota; Fungi; Ascomycota; Eurotiomycetes; Eurotiales; Aspergillaceae
Product: putative nuclear pore protein (SEH1)
Exons: 3
Coding region: 1-1131 (376 amino acids)
Biological process (GO): positive regulation of TORC1 signaling; cellular response to amino acid starvation
Cellular component (GO): Seh1-associated complex; nuclear pore outer ring
Molecular function (GO): structural molecule activity; protein binding
Source: RefSeq, a predicted model, not a curated record
AUGUCCGGCGGAUUUGCCGACUUUGAUGCCGGCCAUCGGGAUUUGGUGACGGUGACCAAGUUCAAUUUCUACGGUAAUCGCAUCGUCACUGCAUCAUCCGAUCAUCGCAUGAAAGUGUGGGAUCUGAAAGACGGUCAAUGGCAACUGACAGACACCUGGCGUGCCCAUGACGCGGAGAUUCGCGAUGCAACAUGGAACGGUCCCUUUACAGGCCAGCAUAUCGGCAGUGUGGGGGAAGAUAUGAAGUUUAAAAUCUGGCAGGAAGAUGUCACACAACCGCCCAAUUCAGGUCGGCGAUUCAGGUCGAUCUUUCGGAUGACCGCACCGCAAAGACACCCGUUCGUUUCUCUGGAUUUCCGUAACAUCGAUCUAGAGUCGUGGCUGGCUCUGAUUACGCGAGAUGGCUACUUAAUGGUCAUGGAACCCGUCAGCCCGGACAGUCUUGCGGACUGGCAGCCCCUCGACCAGUUCCGCGUGUGUGCCGCCCCGGAGCGCGGCGAGGAAACCAGCUUCCGGGUCCAGUUUCAUCACGAUCCCACGGAUAUCACGCACACCCUCCUGCCGGAAUCGGAACGGAAGAGUCUUUCACUUGUCGUGGCGGCGAUGGACACGGUCAAAGUCUAUCGCACUGACGCGAACCGUCAGUUCUAUCAUGCCAUUGAGUUGAAUGGCCAUACGGGUCUUGUGAGAGACAUUUCGUGGGCAAAUGGCUCCGUGCGUGGGUACGAUCUCAUUGCGAGCGGGGGGAAGGACGGCUUGGUUCGCAUCUUCGAAGUGUAUACCACGGCCAACACCCACAGCUCACAAAAUGCAAGCGGGCGGAAAUCGGAAGCUAGGACGCAGUCGCCUUCGAUUCGGUCAACGACUCAGUCCGGGAUUGGAACCGCACUGGCAAACCGUGCGCCGAAAUCCACGUCCAACCGUCGGGCGAGUGGAGAUACGCAGUUCCGCCACUCCUGCAAGCAGGUCGCCUGCGUGGACAGCAAACACCUCGAUGUGUGGCAGGUGGAGUUUUCUUUUGCUGGUGACGCUCUCAUCUCGUCGGGGGAUGAUGGAAUUGUUCGGUUCUGGAAGAAAUCCUUGUCAGGGGAAUGGCUUGAGUAUGCCGAGACCGACAUGGCAUCUCAAUGA